AUGAACUGCCUGACGGUGCCCGGCGUCCACCCCGGCUCCCCCAGCCGGCCCCGCGGGCAGAUCCAGGUGAUCUUCGGGCCCAUGUUCUCCGGGAAGAGCACGGAGCUCAUGCGGCGAGUGCGGCGGUUCCAGCUCGCCCAGUACCGGUGCCUGCUGGUGAAAUAUGCCAAGGACACGCGCUACAGCUCCUCCGGGGUCUCCACACACGACAAGAGCACCAUGGAGGCCCUGCCCGCCGGGCUGCUCCAGGACGUGUACCAGGAGGCGCUGGGCGCUGCUGUCAUCGGCAUCGAUGAGGGCCAGUUCUUCCCAGACAUCGUGGAGUUCUGCGAGUCAAUGGCCAACAGUGGGAAAACCGUCAUCGUCGCUGCUCUGGAUGGGACUUUCCAGAGAAAGGCCUUUGGGAGCAUCCUGAACCUGGUGCCGCUGGCGGAGAGCGUGGUGAAGCUGAACGCGGUGUGCAUGGAGUGCUUCCGGGAGGCCUCCUACACCAAGCGGCUGGGAGCAGAGCGGGAGGUUGAGGUGAUUGGAGGAGCUGACAAGUACCAGUCCGUGUGCCGAGCCUGCUACUUCCGCAUGCGGCCCCAGCAGGCCGGGCUGGAGAACAAGGAGAACGUGCCCCUGGGCCCGAGGCAGCUGGAGGCAGCUGUCCCUCGCAAGAUCUUCACUUGACUGCUGGGAAAUGGAGGGGAAGGGAGCUCAGGGCCCAGCUGCCCUGAGGGUCUGCCUCUCUACUUCAGCAAACUGUUCAGUGCCUCCCCUGCCCCACCUCCCCACACCAGGCGCCACAACUGAGGAUCCACCAAGCGUGAUGCCUGGCUAGAGUGAGUUCCCAUCUCAGAACAAGAAGAGAGACAAGCACAGUUACUGAUGCUGCCACACAGGCCUGGGGCCCUGCACUUGGAGCCAGGCCAGAGCACGUUCACUGCUUACCGUGGCUCUGCCCUGCUGUCCCGGUGGUCUAAGUGUGCUCAGGCUGGCACUGCUGCUGCUUCUGGUGCCUGUGAAUGCAGCCCUUCUCUCUAGUGCACUGUUGCUGAAUUCCAGUUUUCUCAAGACAAUGUACAGCCAAUGUAUACAAUGUAAUUUUAUUUUAAACGCAGUUUUUAGUUUCCUUUCAUAAUAGUCUGAAGUAACUUGUCCCUUGUCACAGAGCUGUGACACUGCUUUUAAACUGACACGGGUGGCAGCCCAGCCCUGGGCAUGCCCCCAGCCUCUCUGCCAGCCUGCUCUCUGGUGUUACUGCCUUCUCAGUUAUUGAAACAGAAGAAGCUGAAGGAGGCCUAGCAGCUGACUCUUCUGAGGUGUUGGAUCUCAAAGGGCUGGCUGUGUUCUAGCAGGCUGUGACAGACUCCUUUGGAGGAACUGGUCCCAGGAAGAGGCUCCUCCAAACUCAGGGCAGUUUUUCUCAGGUUCAAGGCUGGUGCUGCCACUUUGGUGCUAUGUUACCUGUGAAGGGUUUGGAGGCUAGAGUUUUACCUACCAAGAUUUGCACAAUUAUUCCAGGGAAGAUCCAGCUGCUUGGUAAAGGGGCUCUCUGAGGAGCUGCUUCUCCACUCUAGUCAUGUCUCUUGCUCCUUCCUCAGCCUUCCAAAAUUCUCGAGGCUGACUCUUGGUCUGCUCUAAGCUGACUGAAGAAUCCUCUUCCCUCUUUGUUUGACUCAGAUGCUGGAAGUUUGUUGCUUCCUUAUUGCAAAAGUGUUUUUUUCCUGGAAGCCAGCAUCCACAGGCUCAGAGCAGUAGCUCUGUGUUCUGGCCAAGCCAGGCCUCUGCAUCUGAGUCCAGGGUUGCUGUUUGCCUGUGCCCUGGAAGGCUCCAAGCACUGCCUGCACUGCCCCUGCUGCCACUGUGGGCUGGGCUUUCCCCCCAGGG
Catharus ustulatus (Swainson's thrush) is the source of this 1872-nucleotide messenger RNA. RefSeq names its product thymidine kinase 1 (gene TK1). Gene Ontology annotation, biological process: thymidine metabolic process. Bases 1 to 672 code for a protein of 223 amino acids. The transcript is spliced from 7 exons. The record is from RefSeq and is a predicted model, not a curated record. NCBI's taxonomy places the organism in Eukaryota, Metazoa, Chordata, Aves, Passeriformes, Turdidae. Gene Ontology annotation, molecular function: thymidine kinase activity; ATP binding.